Molecule: messenger RNA, 2104 nt
Organism: Misgurnus anguillicaudatus (oriental weatherfish)
Lineage: Eukaryota; Metazoa; Chordata; Actinopteri; Cypriniformes; Cobitidae
Gene: slc41a2a
Product: solute carrier family 41 member 2a
Biological process (GO): monoatomic cation transport
Cellular component (GO): plasma membrane
Molecular function (GO): monoatomic cation transmembrane transporter activity
Source: RefSeq, a predicted model, not a curated record
GACGGCGAUAACAGCAGACAAACUUCACUAUGGAGCAACUGUUUCCUCAAAUACCAAGCCUAAUACAAUCCUUUGAAUUGUUUCCAAAUGAAAUCUAUAUGUGAAAUGAGCUAAUGGGCAGUAAGUAUUUCACAAUAUACGUUUUAGUGACUGCUGGUCGGCGGCCGGUUGACUUCAGUGCUGUCAUGUGAACCUUAGCUGCAGGGUGUGCAGAGCGCCCAAUGAAGAGAACGAUAAAGGCUUUGCUUAUGGGGGAAAUGCCAAGCAAGAACCACCAAAUAAGAAAAACACAUCAUCUUAGACUAAUGUGUACAUUUCACUUAAAGGUAUUGCGGAGGAUUUUCUUUUUCCGGGUGGAUAAUCAAGACUAAUGGUUUUCCUAGUUGUCAAUCAGGAGUUUUGCGAAAUUGCAUUUUUUUAAAAAGUGGAGAAGGCUGUUCUUUUCUAAAAUUCGAGAAAAUCCUCCGUUACACCUUUAAUGCAAGCAAGUUUACACUUUAAAUUAAUAAUUUUCACAUCGGUGUAUAAGUAUUUAACAAGGCUAAAUGGCAUCUUUAAAGGAAGGCAAAACAAAACAUGGGAAUCACUUUAUGUCUAAAAGCAGCCCAUCUAGCUUCACCCAUUCUAUCAGUAACACAAAAAGAGAGUUUUCAGACUUAGAUCCCCUGGUGCCCAAUGCAGUCUAUGGGACAUUUUCAACCUCUGCAACCAUGAUACCGGAUGAACCACUGGAUAUUCGUCCUGAGAUGCCGAGUGAGUCGGUCGGAGCUAUGGUCCUACAGAUUUUGGUUCCGUGCCUCCUCGCGGGUUUUGGAACAGUGAUGGCGGGGACGUUACUUGAACUUGUGCAGCACUGGGACGUCUUUCUAAAUGUGACUGAGAUCUUCAUCCUGGUCCCACCUCUGCUUGGUCUAAAGGGCAACCUAGAGAUGACACUGGCAUCAAGACUAUCCACUGCAGUGAAUGUUGGCAGAAUGACCUCUUCAAGUGAAAAGUGGAACCUGAUUGUGGGAAAUCUUGCCCUUAAGCAGCUACAAGCAACUGUCCUGGGCUUUAUCGCUGCACUGGUAGCUUCAGGUCUUGGAUGGAUCCUACUGGACGAGAUUCUCAUAAACCAUGUAGCAUUGCUUUGCUGUUGCAGUGUAGUGACUGCAUUCACGUCAUCACUGUUGCAAGGGGUCUUAAUAGUUGGUGUGAUUAUUGGAUCAAAAAAGGUCGGCAUUAACCCAGACAACAUAGCCACGCCCCUCGCAGCCAGUUUUGGAGACCUCAUCACAUUGGGACUUCUUGCCAUCAUCGGUCAAGGCUUCUAUUAUUGCAUGGAGCCUUACCCAUAUAUUUCCUACCUGGUGUGUAUCUCUUUUUUGUGUCUGACACCACUGUGGGUAAUCAUUUCAUUUCGGCAUCCUGUGAGUCGCAAACUGCUGCGUACCGGCUGGGAGCCAAUAAUAACAGCUCUUGUGAUCAGCAGUCUUGGAGGACUGAUUCUGGACAAAACCAUUACUGAUCCGAACCUUGAGAGAAUUGUGGUGUACACACCUGUUAUAAAUGGUGUUGGUGGUAAUCUGGUUUCCAUCCAGGCCAGUCGAAUAGGUACCUAUCUGCAUUUUCAGUGUACUCUAGGUGAGCUUCCAGACGAUGCUAAAGGAUGUUACUGCCCCGGUCACAGCUUUUGUGCCAAAGGCCCGAAUGGAAGAUCAGCACAGGUGCUGCUCGCAUUGGCCAUCCCAGGUCAUCUGAUUUUCAUCUACACCAUUUACCUAAUAGAAGGGAGUCAAACUCCACCCACUCCUGUCUUUAUAUCUUUCUAUUUGGUUGCAGCUUUUACACAGGUUUCACUACUGCUGUGCAUAGCUGAUGUGAUGGUUCACUGCUUGUGGAAGUUCGGCAGGGAUCCUGAUAGCUUCUCCAUCCCUUAUCUGACAGCUCUGGGAGAUCUGCUGGGCACUGCCUUUCUGACACUAUGUAUUUAUCUCAUGUCAUUGGUUACAUAAAUGCUGGUAUUGGUGAUAAAGAACAUUAUCUGUGUUCUAGAAAGCUGUAAGUUCCUAAAAUAGAUUUGAUCUAAUUCAUAAAACCACUCAGUGUACUGAGACAUGAAUCA